Molecule: messenger RNA, 3855 nt
Organism: Capronia coronata CBS 617.96
Lineage: Eukaryota; Fungi; Ascomycota; Eurotiomycetes; Chaetothyriales; Herpotrichiellaceae
Exons: 1
Coding region: 1-3855 (1284 amino acids)
Biological process (GO): RNA processing
Cellular component (GO): cytosol
Molecular function (GO): protein binding; mRNA binding
Source: RefSeq, a predicted model, not a curated record
AUGGAUAUCAGUUCCUUACUUUCUCCCUCAUCAGAGACGCCACGCGGGAAUUCAUCCACACCCGGGUCGGUUGCCUCCUCACAGUCACCAUUCAAACAUACACAACGUACCCAAUCGGGCAAUGCAUCGCAACCCGCGAUCAGUUCUCCCUUAUCCCGCGCCAUACAACCACCCUCGAGCAUUCCGGCUCAUGUGAGGAGUCCUUCCCAGCAGCCUGCACACUCGUCACCUCUCAUCAGCCCUGUACCUACGGGCACGAUGACGACGCAGUUCCCACGAUCUUCGUCCACUGCGAGUAUGGAUACCUCGCCUGACGGCACAGCGGGUCAAACCCAUCUUACGUCGAAACCGACACCCCCAAUCCUCCGGAAUCGUGACUCCUCCGACAGUCAACGAUCCGCCUCUAGCAUCUUCCCCCAUGUGACCUCGGCAGGAGCGACAUCCAAUCCUCGAGCCUCGUUCGAUAUUGCAAUGGUUGACACCCCUAAGCAAGUGCUGCGGUCCGAUUAUACCGACAGUUCACUCCACCUGGAGGCGCAACAGAGGUUAGCUACGUUGGUGGCACAGGUCCACGAGACGCCUUCGUUGUACGAAGCCCAUACCGAAAUCAUAAAAAUUUUGCACCAGGGGCUAGUCGAUCAUAUCUAUCCUUCUACGAACCCGAACGAACGUCGAGACCCGCGAACUUACGAUCUCAUCGGUGAACUUAGGCAGGCCCGGGAAAAUUUGGACAAGCUCUUUGCUGUUGGUGAAGAACAGUGGCUUGAUUGGCUGCAAGACGAGAGUCUUCUGGCUCAAACUGCGGAGGAACGGGUGGCAGUGGUUGACAAGUGCCGCCGUGCAGUCACCGAAGAAUACGGCAGUCCACGAUUGUGGGUGACUUAUGGAGACUGGGUAUUACACUGCCACAAAUGGGCGCUUGACCCUCCUCUCGAAGCGGAAGGCGAGGCUGCCGAGACCGAACGCUUGGUGGGCCGAGAAGUUUUCGACUGGAAGCUCGUGCUCGAUACCUGGACUGAAGGCAUCGAACGGACUAAGCACGACAUGAGCCGUAGUCAUGAAGUGUGGGACAAGUACAUGACUAUACGCUUCGGUGAGACGGGCGAGAAGUUGUCGUCUACUGAUGCCGCUACCGUUCUCGAACUUUACCAAAAGCGCCUACUCGUUCCACAUGCGGAGUGGCAGCAGACUUUCCAGGCCUUCUCAACCUUCGUAUCAGCCAACCUACCCGCCGAUGAAUAUGAAAGCACGAUGGCUUCGACGCUGAAAGAAUCCGCCAGUACAAAAAAGCUGUGGCAGGACCGCGAUGCUUUCGAGACGGCGUUGCAGGAGACCCAAAAGACAGGAGAUCGAACCGCGGAAUACCAAACGUUUUCCAGCUAUAUCGAGUGGGAACGUGCGGAGAGAGACAAGCCUCGAGCGGGAAAACAAAAAGGGAGACGCGGCACACAUGCGGUCCAGAACCCUCAUUUCGACAUGAUUGAAGCCCUUUACCAGCGGGCAGAGCUCCGGUUUCCUUCCGUGCUGGCAAUCUGGGAAGAGCAUAUUGACUACAUGUUGGAGCAGUUGAUAAACGACUUGCUGGAUCUCCUUGCGAGGGCAACCAAGCAUUGCCCCUGGUCCGGUUCGCUAUGGAAGCAAUAUUUAUUGACUUCGGAAAUUGCAGAAGAAUCUUUUGACGAGACCGAGAAGAUUAAACACAAAGCUACGAGCACUGGGCUGCUGGACGCUGCAGGUAUUGAAGAGGCUUUGGUUGUGUACGAUGCAUGGUGCGGGUAUCUCUUGCGCCAAAGUAAACGACCCGAUGCCGUCGAAGAAGAUGCUGAUGUGGCGGAAAUGGGCAUCAGAUCCUCCAUUGAAGCGGUCCAUAGCCUGGCCUCGAAGCUAGGAUUGGGCCCGGACUUCGAUCCUUCUUUCAGGCUGCAACGGAAAUACGUGGAGUAUCUCAAAUCUCAGCAACGACUAGACAAUGCUCGAGCACAAUUCGAUGAUGCGGUGCAUGACUACGGCAAGCAUUACAAAUUCUGGCUACGAUUUUACGAGUUCGAACUUCAAAAAUCCGUUCACAUGGCUUUCGUCCAACACACUGGUGCGGAUAGGUCAGCUUCUCUUUCUUCGGCUCCUUUCGCCGCCGCAAUAUUGAAGCAGGGUCUUCAACAGCCGGAUCUGGACUAUCCAGAACCGCUCAUGGAGGUUCUUUUGAACCACUGUGAGGACUAUGAGGAUGCCGAGGAACUGCAGAGCGCUCUUGCGGUCGUGCGUAAAGUUCAGAAGAAUGUCACUGCAAAGAGACAUGCAGAAGCCCUUCAAGCGAAUGAGAUCGCAGCUCAAGCGCAGAAAGCAGAGGACGACUUGAACCAGCGAACAGAAGAAGUCGCAAAUGGUCUCCACAUUGGAAAACGCAAACGAGACGACGAGUCCGAAGUCCAGGACACUCAAAAGCGGCAGAAGGCUGACGAUGUGGCCAAAGAAUCUGUCGAGUCGCAGGAAACGGCAGAGGAACAAUUGAAGCGCGACCGCGAGCACGCGAGCAUCCUUGUCCAAAAUCUUCCGUCCAACGUGGCUGAGACACGAAUCAGACAAUAUUUCAGCAACUGUGGGAUCUUGAAGAACCUGAAACUUCUUCCUGACGAGAACAGUGCUGUGGUAGAGUUUGAGGACGCUGAUGCCGCAACCUACGCGCUUUCCAGGGACGGAAGAGAGUUUGAGGGCUCACUGAUUUCCGUGGUGCUCAACACUGGUUCGACGCUGUAUAUCACCAAUUAUCCUGCUGCUGUGGACGAGACUUGGAUCCGCAACCUGCUGCGUCCUUAUGGCGAGAUUAUCAACAUCCGCUUCCCGUCUCUUCAGCGGAAUAAGAGACGCAGAUUCUGUUAUGUCGAGUUCAAGUUACCGAGAGAGGCACAAGCUGCCACAGAAUUAGAUGGUAGAGAGAUUGAGGGGCUGAACAUUGUCGUCAAAAUUUCGAAUCCAGCUGCGCGACAACCGAGGGCCGAAAAGAAGAGCGAUGGAAGAACCAUUUUCGUCGGCCAGCUACCGUUCAAGGCCACCACUGAGGAUGUUCAGAAAGUAUUUUCGAAGUUUGGGGAUUUGGAGAAUGUUCGUCUCCCACAAGAUCCGAAGAAUAGCUCUCGGAAUAAGGGGGUCGCAUUUUUGACUUUCGCUCGUCAAGAGGAGGCGGAAGCUGCCCUAGCCAUGGAUGGGCAAGAUCUCAUGCAGCGAAAAAUCACCGUUCGUGCAGAUGCCGAUGGCAGCUCUCGCGCCAACAGAGGCAGCAACAAGCGUUCCAAGUCACCCUCGACGCAGCCCGAUGGAGCCUCCGAUGCAAGAGCUCCGUCGAAGCCACCACUCGACCUUUCAUCCAUCGAGGAGAGACGCCAGCGAACGGUCGCCAUAUGCAAUGUGCCCGACACGGUGAAUGAUAGCAGAAUCAAAGCUGUUGCGGAGAAGACUGGUCCUGUGCGCAAAGUGCUACUCAAAACGAACCAUCAGGGUGCUCUGAUCGAAUUCGAAAACAUUCCCGACGCAGGGCGGGCUAUGAUUGAACUUGAUGGCUACGAGAUCUCGCCAGGUCGGCACAUCAAAGUCACUACGGAAAAGGAACUGUUCCUGCAACAGCCGGAGCGGAAGCACGACGGCUUUGCGAAACCCCCUGCUUCGAGCCGACCGGCAGCUCCAUCCGCCAAUGGUCCGAUCAAACGGCCAUUGCAACCUAAUGCGCGGGGUCGAGGACAUCUCGGGCAGCGGUCUUCAGUAUUGCAUUUGGCUGGAAGAAAAGGGUCUGCUGCAGAGGAGAAAGAAGGCGAAGGAAAGAAGACGAAUGACGAUUUCCGGAACUUGAUCAACAAGAGCUGA